Molecule: messenger RNA, 3474 nt
Organism: Physella acuta
Lineage: Eukaryota; Metazoa; Mollusca; Gastropoda; Physidae
Product: putative transcription factor p65 homolog
Biological process (GO): innate immune response; response to cytokine; non-canonical NF-kappaB signal transduction
Cellular component (GO): nucleus; cytoplasm
Molecular function (GO): RNA polymerase II cis-regulatory region sequence-specific DNA binding; DNA-binding transcription factor activity, RNA polymerase II-specific
Source: RefSeq, a predicted model, not a curated record
AAUACUGUAAUUCCCCGUAGUUCUAAAGUUAGCAAUAUUUUUCUGGGAUUUUUUACUAAAAUGGCGUAAAGCUUGAUCUUUGCUAAAUAGUAAAAGCUAAUACUUUGUUAUAAUACACACUGCAAUCAUGAAUCCUGAAGAAUUUGAUAUCGAAGAUAUACCUAACAUGAACAGUAAUGAGCUCAUGAGGCUAGUGCAAAACAUGGCAGAUGAAUCUGCUGGUCAGCUGUUUCAUAAUUUGCAGAUGAAUCCAGGUCUAAUGCCUCACAAUCAUGGUCACCCAGUUCAAGAAUCAAACAUGGGCCAUGUACAUCCUAACAUGUACCCUGGCGGUGCACAGAAUUACCCCACUGUACCGAGUUACCCACCACCCAACCACACACCACAGCCUCAAACACUCCCUACACACCACACGCCAGUACAAAAUGGUGUGCCUUGGGUGGAAAUUGUAGAGCAGCCAAAAUCCAGGGGUUUGAGGUUCAGAUAUGAAUGUGAAGGUCGUUCUGCAGGCAGUGUACCAGGAGAAAAUAGCACAAAUGACCACAGAACCUAUCCAACAAUAAAAAUACACAAUUAUAAUGGCCCAGCAAUUAUAGUAGUCUCUUGUGUAACAAAAGAAAACCCUCCACAUUGUAAGCCCCACCCACACGCCAUUGUUGGGAGGGACUGUAAAAAGGGGGUCUGUACAUUACGAGUCAAAGAUACCAGUGAAAAAAUAGUAUUUCCUCAAAUUGGAAUUCAGUGUGCGAAGAAGAAAGAUGUUGAAGCCUCCCUGAGGUUACGAAAAGAAAUUAAUGUAGAUCCAUAUCAAACCGGUUUUGAGCAUGCACAGACAAACAUAGAUCUCAAUGUAGUUCGCCUCUGCUUCCAAGUAUUUUUACCUAAUGAACAGGGUAAAGUGACAAGAGUGGUGCCCCCUGUCUGCUCACAUGCUAUUCAUGAUAAAAAAUCAUCUAAAGAUCUUGUCAUUUGUCGAGUCGACAAAAGUUCAGGCAAAGCCAGAGGUGGGGACGAAGUAUUCCUGCUCUGUGACAAGGUCAACAAAGAGGACAUCAAAAUCAGAUUUUUUGAAGAAAAUGAACAAGGAAACAUGGUCUGGGAGGAUUUUGGUGAUUUUGGUCAAGGAGAUGUACAUAGACAGUAUGCCAUUGUGUUCAGGACACCCCCAUAUCAUAACCUCGAAAUAACAAAACCAGUAGAAGUCUUCAUGCAGCUCCAGCGGCCAUCUGAUAUGGAGAGCAGUGAACCUAUACCCUUCACAUACAUGCCAGAGGACCCAGACCCAGACAGAAUAGCUGAAAAAAGAAAAAGGAAAGCACAGCGUUUCUUGGAAUAUUGGAAUAGUCCAAAUAAUGACUUUAGAAAAGGAGCAGGUAAUCCCAGUGUCAGAGGACGACUACACUCAAUGUUGAAAGGCACAAGACGAAUUAAAAAAGAACCUGAAGCAGGCAUGAACCAGUUCUCCAUGGACAACACUGGAGCUGCCGAAGGAGCCAGCGCAGCUGGAGCCAUUGGCGGGGCCGAUGCUACCAUGAGCCACGUCACUGCCGACAACUCCUCCAUGGGCAGUGUCACGGUGUCUUCCUUCUCUGCUGGCAGCUUGGACUCUAGCGUCAUAGCCGAGUUGUCUGGCCUGUCCAGCAGCGACCUCUCCAUUGUUUCUACGGAGAACGGCCAGCUGGUGAUCUCGGUGUCUGGGGAAGGGAGCGGCCUGAGUGUGGACAGUAUCAACCUGCCUUCCAACAUGCUCAGCGGUGAACUUAUGAAUCAGAUUGACAUCCAACAACUUAAUGCUUAUCUUCAAGACCAGGGCUCAGGGAAUGAAAUCCUGCUGGGUCAGUCCAACCCGACAGACCAGCUUCUCAUGGGCAAUAACCCCAACCAGCCCAUCCAUAUCAUGGACACUGAUCCAGAGACGGAGGCCGCCCUGCGUGGAUUGCAUGCUCAGAUAUGAUUGUCUUGGAUGGCUAGCGACGGCUGUGGUUGUUCCAGAGGAUAGAAGCUGCUCAAGUGGCUGGUGUUUGCUUGAUGAACUCAUGUGUGUUCAUACAAGCUAGCCUGCUGAAAAAAAGAUGGAUGCUUGCUAAAAAAAUUCUACUAGAUUUACUGAAAAAUUUCUUUUUUUUUUUUUGAGGGGGAAGACAGGACUAAUCAGUAGAGUUUAAUUGAUAGACUUCUUGAUUAGCUUUUGGGAAGGUUGUCCUAAAUUUCUGUCAAUCAUCUCUUAAAUGGCUGUGUUCAGAUCAGUAAACUAGUCUGAGGAAUAGCUUUGUUACUAAAAAUGUAAUGAAACUGCCAAAUGAUCCUUCUCAACCUGCUUAUGUUAUUCUUUUGCUUUCUCUGUUGUUCCCCAUAGAUUCUAGAUUCCAUGUGAUUGUUGUGAGUUUUACAAAUUGCCUUGAUCUGGAUAGAAUCACGAAUUGUGGCCUUUCAUCCGUGUACCUUGAGUGGAGGGCAUACACAUGUGGUCAGAGGGUCGUUCUUAUAUCACUCAAACUCUUUCACCUUGUCCUUUUCACUGCUUUUUAUUCUACUCUAAGAUUGAGAAGUUAAUCAUUUUUUGUUGUUUUAUUUGUAACAUACUUGUAAAUAGUGUUUAUGUGAUAUAUAUACAACAAAUGCUUUUUUUUUUUGUAAAAAAAAUUGUGUGUACCAGUUUUGUUAUGUUAUUCAUGUACAAGGUUUCUCUUUGUUGACUUUUGUUUUUGGCUGGACAUGUGCAUCACAAAAUGAUCUUCAGCAAAGUUGGAAUUUUGAAGCUUGCCUGAAUGAUAAAACUUACAGAAGUAUAAUUCUUAUGCUCAACACAUAUUAAACUGUAUACAUUUAAUUCCAUUUAGACAUAAUAAACUUUGUCCAUAGUUAGCAAGUGAAAUAUUUAGAGUAAAAAAAAAAUUCAGCCUUUCACUGUAAAACUUAAAAAAUGUAGGCAUGAAAUGAAUCUCAUUGAAUUCAGGGUUAUUGUAUAGCAAGAAACAACAGUGUAUGUGAAAGGUUAUAGCUUUAGUUAUGAAUGCACUUGCUUCUUUCAUUCACAAAGCAAUCAGCAUCUGCUAUACAGUGGUGAUUUCCUUACUGGCCAUUCCAUAUGUGUAUGCAUCCUGUUGCUGUGUGAUAGUUUGUGUGUGAUGAGUGAAUGAUUGUUCUAAACAUGUCACUUGGCAAACAUACCAGAUGUUUUUAUUUUCUUGACACUAAACCAAAUGGUUUAAAAUACGGAAACUUGUCAGUCUAUUGAAAAGCUAGUGUCAGAAGGAAAUAGGACAUCUGUUUUGUUGAACUACAGUAGUUUUUACUAAGUAACCAUUGCUUUAUUUGACAUGAAAUUUGUAACGCGUGAUGUAUACUGCAGUUAGAUUUGGAAACGUUUAUCACAUUUGUCUUAUGGCCUUAUUGACUUUGUCCAUUUUGUAGUAUGAUUAUAUGAAAAGCUUUUAUUUUUAAACAUUUAAAAUAAACAUUCAAUUCAAACAA